This is a messenger RNA of Oryzias latipes (Japanese medaka), 1432 nucleotides long. It is a transcript of the gene tmem19, whose product is annotated as transmembrane protein 19. Gene Ontology annotation, cellular component: membrane. The record is from RefSeq and is a predicted model, not a curated record. Lineage: Eukaryota; Metazoa; Chordata; Actinopteri; Beloniformes; Adrianichthyidae.
CGUCCCUGAAAUCCCUCCGCGGGGUCCUCUGCCCGUGUUUCAGACACUCCGCCUCAUGUUCGUCCGCCGGAGUCCAUCUGUAACCUUUAACUCGUUAAACAAACCAGCGAUCAAUCCCGCAGUCGGUAACCGCACAAAAACGCGCUAAUCCCGCCAUUCCGGUGGGGGGAACUUUAACCACUAUGGCCGCCGAGAUGACGGUUCGGCUCGGCUCCCAUCAUGGGUUCUAAGAGGGAGGUUCUGACCCAAGAGUACAUCAAGAUGAUGACGGAUAUGAUCGUGCUCUGCGUCACGCUGGCACUCUCCCUCUUCUUCUGGGUCGUCUCCCUCACCAUGAGCGCCGUCUCCGGUAAUCUCCAGCCCGUGUCGCCAUGGCGAUGGCUGUUCUCCAUCUUGGUUCCCCUGAUGCUGACGGCCCGCGCGCUGAGGAGGCGCAGUCUGGACCGGUCCGGCGCUCUAGCAGCUCUGCUGGUUGGCUUCGUGUUGACCAUGGCCAAUUACAGCUUCUUCUCGGCCCUGCUGGCGUUCUUCAUCACGUCCUCCAGGCUGACUCGCUGGGGGGCAGCGAAGAAGAAGAAGAUAGACGCAGACUACAAGGAAGGAGGUCAGAGGAACUGGGUGCAGGUCUUCUGUAACGGGGGCGCGCCCACAGAGCUGGCCCUGCUCUACAUGAUCGAGGUGGGUCCGGGGGAGAUCCCCAUCGACUUCAGUAAUCAGUACUCCGCCUCGUGGAUGAGCCUCUCCCUGCUGGGGGCGCUCGCCUGCAGCGCCGGGGACACCUGGGCGUCGGAGGUGGGGCCGGUUCUGAGCGAAACGCCACCGAGACUCAUCACGACCUGGAAGGAAGUCCCGGCAGGAACCAACGGCGGUGUCACUCCUGUCGGAUUAGUUGCAAGUUUUCUGGGCGGUGCCGCAGUGGGCGUGGCUUACUUUGUGACUCAGCUCGUGACAGUGAGCGACCUGCACCUGGCGGACCCCCAGUGGCCGAUCGUGGUGUACGGCGGCGUGGCCGGCCUGCUGGGCUCCGUGCUGGACUCCUUCCUGGGGGCUCACAUGCAGUACUCAGGGUUCGACGCCAGCAUCGGAAAGGUGGUGAGCUCCGAAUCCGCCACAACGCAGCGGAUCUGCGGGAAGCCCAUCCUGGACAACAAUGCCGUCAACCUGUUCUCCAGCGUCCUCAUCGCCCUCUUCCUGCCCGGGAUGGCGUGGGGGGCGUGGCCUCGAUAGAUGAGCGCCUCACUAAAGACUGUAGGUUCUGAUUAGAAGACGAAUCUGCUCAAUCACGUUAGGAAAACCGAAUUUAAUGAGGAGCGUCGCCGGGACAAGAAGCUCCUCCUCCUCCUCUGUGCUGGUUACCAUGGUGAUCAUGUUUUACCAGAAACUCUAUGGGAGGUGGAAUAGUCUAAUAAAGUUUACAGUUGGUUCUUCGUGA